Messenger RNA from Exophiala spinifera, 2553 nucleotides. RefSeq lists its product as uncharacterized. The record is from RefSeq and is a predicted model, not a curated record. The transcript is spliced from 4 exons. NCBI's taxonomy places the organism in Eukaryota, Fungi, Ascomycota, Eurotiomycetes, Chaetothyriales, Herpotrichiellaceae. Gene Ontology annotation, molecular function: protein binding; ADP binding. The coding region runs from base 1 to 2553 and encodes 850 amino acids.
AUGCGCCUCUUAGAGCGCAAACCCAACGGAGAAUUUGGCUUUCAGGAAUUCGCAAAGGGAGACGUCCCGGCUUACGCCAUCCUCUCCCAUACCUGGUUAACAGACAAUAACGAAGAGAUUAGCUUUCAUGAUGUGGUGGCAGGUACGGGGAAGAGAAAAGCUGGCUGGAAGAUGCUUGAGUUUUGCGCGGACAAGGCUUCGGGCGAUGGGCUUCGAUACUUCUGGAUCGACACUUGCUGCAUCGACAAGAAGAAUAGUAGCGAGCUCUCUAGAGCUAUCAACUCUAUGUUUCGCUGGUAUCAGAAGGCCAUUCGGUGUUAUGUCUAUCUGACAGAUGUAUCGCUCCAUGAUGGCCAAGGCACAUCUCAACUGGACACCUCUCCUUGGGAGGCGGCGUUCAAGAAAAGUCGAUGGUUCACGCGAGGUUGGACCCUUCAGGAGCUCCUUGCGCCUGCACAGGUGGACUUUUUUAGUUUGGAAGGCGACCGAUUGGGGAGCAAGCUGACGCUGCAGGACUUCAUUCAUGACAUUACCGGAAUCCCUAGUGCCGCUUUGAAAGGGGCGCCUUUGGAGACCUUCAGCCGUGACGAGCGGAUGUCUUGGGCUUCAGGUCGACGUACUACCGAGGAAGAAGACCAUGCCUAUUGCUUGCUGGGUAUUUUCGACGUUUCGAUGUCGCUGCUCUAUGGAGAAGGCCAGGAGAAGGCGUACAGGCGACUUCAGGACGAGAUUGACAAAAUCUAUCGAGGGCAUGAUUCUGAUCAGUUCGUCGUCGGGCUCGACCGCUUGGCCAUUCCCGAAGCGGCACAAUUCGUCGCCCGAGAGAACGAGCUUGCCGAGAUGCGCCGUUUGUUACAUGGCCACAAUCCUCUCUCGGCUGUCGUUCUUCACGGCCUCGGAGGGAUCGGGAAAACUCAGCUGGCCAUCAAAUACAUCACACAGCAUAGGGAGAGAUACACAGCAAUCUUCUGGUUAAAUGCUAACGACGAGGGUUCUCUCAAGCUGAGUUUUCGAUACGUCGCCCAACGUAUACUUGAAGACCAGGGAGGCAGUCUUUCCGUUGCUGCACUCACCAACGUGGACCUGGACGGAAACCUCGAUCAAGUGGUCUCGGCAGUCAACAAUUGGCUCAGUCUAAAGACAAAUACGCGCUGGCUGAUGGUCUAUGAUAAUUAUGACAACCCUCGGACUGCUGGUAAUCUCGACCCCUCUGCUGUUGAUAUACGCCACUUUCUCCCCCGAGCAGAUCACGGUUCCAUCAUCAUCACCACCCGAUCGGCGCAAGUAAGCCAGGGUUAUCGCAUCCAUAUUCAAAAGUUGCAGAAGGUUCAGGAAGGUCUAGAGAUCCUUUCCAAUACGUCUAAACGAGGAAGCAUCCAAAACGCGCUUAUGAAAACAGACCGUGGCGCCAUAGCGCUAGUUAAAGAACUUGACGGCCUCCCCCUGGCUCUUUCUGCCGCCGGGGCAUAUCUUCAACAUGUGACCACAGAUUUCUCAGAUUAUCUUCGGCUUCAUCAAGCGUCGUGGUUAAAGCUGCAAAAGACGAGCCCUCAACUCAGUUCUUAUGAGGAUCGAUCACUUUGCACGACAUGGCAGAUCACGUUCGUCCGGAUCGAACGCCAGAAUGCUGCUGCUGCUAAACUACUUCAGUGGUGGGCAUAUUUUGACAGACAAGAUAUAUGGUUCGAACUUCUUCGACACGCCAGUUCCGCAGACGACGAAUGGAUACGGAAGCUAGCCAAGGACGAACUGAACUUCAAUGAGGCGGUUACCCUUCUGUGCAGCUUCGGACUGGUCGAUAUAGACCAAUCUCUUUCGCUCCCGCUUGGAGCUAGAAGGUAUAGUAUGCAUAGCUGUGUACACUCAUGGACAGUCUCUGUGCUUAACCAGAAGUGGAACCAGGGUUUGGCCAGGCUAGCUUUGACUUGUGUGGCUUCAGAAAUUCCCAACAGUAACGCGAGGGAUUGGUGGCUUUUGCAUCGGCGACUCCUACAGCAUGCGACGCGACAGGGCCACUUCAUCGUGGGCGACAAGGUUCGUACAGAGGGACUGGAGUGGGCUAUUGACUCUUUGGGCGCAAUGUACUGCGACCAAGAUAAGCUGGCCGAGGCGGAGAACAUAUUUCUGCGAGCGCUGCAAGGCAAGGAGAAGGCACUUGGACCAGAUCACACGUCAACACUCAUCACCGUUCACAACCUAGGUCUCCUCUAUCUAAAUCAAGGCAAGUUGGCCGAGGCGGAGAAGAUGUGGUCGUUGGUGCUGAGCUUACAUCGUCAUAUCUACCCGCGAUACACACCAUGUGUGCCUUCGGUGAUCUCUAUUCCCAGACGGAGCGCAAGGAUAUGGCAAAAGAAAUGUAUUCUCGAGCAUUAUCUGGAUAUGCAGCCGUUCAAGGACCUUCCUCGAGAUGGUAUCUCGAAGUUCAAAGUCGACUUGAGAAGUUGCAAUCCACGCCAGCUGGGUCCGCUGAAACUUUAUGUGCUGUCGAAAUUAGACCAACGGAAACCAAAUCUCGUCUACGAAGAGUUUUCCGCAGACUCAGAAUAUAACUAA